AUGGCCUGCGGGAUAAAACGAGGCUCACAGGGCGUUUCACCAAAGGUAAGUGACAAAGUGGGAGGGUACAUUAUUAACAUCCGCGUGGUGCCACGACCGAGGGCCAACCUCGACGCGGGCGGAACAUCGAGUCAGAUUUCAAUGAAUACCGAGCCAUCAAUCUCAAUGUACGGGAGAUUAGGGUCAAAAUCCGGCCCGCACGGACACGGGGACAAGGGCGAGGGCGAGGAAGAGAGCAAGGAUGAGAUCAAGGACAAGGGCGAGGACGAGGAAGAGAGCAAGGAUGAGAUCAAGGACAAGGGCGAGGACGAGGAAGAGAGCAAGGAUGAGAUCAAGGACAAGGGCGAGGACGAGGAAGAGAGCAAGGAUGAGAUCAAGGACAAGGGCGAGGACGAGGAAGAGAGCAAGGAUGAGAUCAAGGACAAGGACGAGGACGAAACCAAGGGUGAGAUCUAG
Messenger RNA from Penaeus chinensis, 456 nucleotides. Its product is annotated as acidic leucine-rich nuclear phosphoprotein 32-related protein 2-like. The record is from RefSeq and is a predicted model, not a curated record. The transcript has 3 exons. NCBI's taxonomy places the organism in Eukaryota, Metazoa, Arthropoda, Malacostraca, Decapoda, Penaeidae. Bases 1 to 456 code for a protein of 151 amino acids.